AUUUAUAAUAAUUGUGAAGUAUAGUGAUACUUUUAAAACGAGUCCAAUAUUUGCACAAUUUAAGUGUGUGAUUUUUUUAAUUGUGUGAUUUAGUGCGUUAUUUUCUAAAAUAAUUAUGGUUUUAUUUAAAUGUGAUAUUUUAGUAUUUCUUACAUUAAUCAUUGGCGUUACAAAAUGUGCUUUACAACCGAACAUUGUAUUAAUUAUUGGUGAUGAUAUGGGAUGGAAUGAUGUCGGCUUUCAUGGUAGUAAUCAAAUUCCUACUCCAAAUAUUGAUGCUCUUGCAUACAACGGUGUCAUACUUAACAGUCAUUAUGUUUUGCCUAUUUGCACUCCAUCAAGAGCGGCUUUAAUGACAGGAAAAUACCCUAUUCAUACAGGUAUGCAAGGAUAUCCGCUCCGAGCUAUGGAACCAAGAGCUGUACCACCCGGGAAGUUAUUGCCUGGAUACUUGAAGGAUUUAGGUUACGAUACAAGUUUAGUUGGUAAAUGGCAUUUAGGACACUCACGUUGGAACGAAACUCCAACAGAACGGGGUUUUGAUACACAUAUUGGAUAUUAUUCUGGUUUUGUUAGCUAUUACGAUUUUCUUUAUCAAGAAGCGUAUAAUGGUACAACUUAUACAGGUUUUGAUAUGCGUCGAAAUAAGAAAACAGCAUGGGAAGAUGCUGGACAAUAUGCAACAGACUUUUUUACAAAUGAAGCUGUGAAAUUGAUUAAUAAUCAAGAUAAAAAUCGCCCCAUGUUUAUGGUAUUGAGUCAUUUAGCUGGUCAUACAGGCAACGGCCCAAAAUUUUUGGAAGCACCACAAGAUACAAUCAAUAAAUUAAAUUAUGUAGUGGACGCUGGCAGACGCACAUAUGCGGCUAUGAUAUCAAAAUUGGACGAUAGUGUUGGACAAGUUGUAACUGCUUUAAAGAAAAGACGAAUGCUUGAUAAUACAAUUAUUGUAUUUAUGUCGGAUAAUGGAGCUCCUUCGGUGGGAAUGUAUCAAAAUUAUGGUUCAAACUAUCCAUUACGUGGUGUGAAAGAAACAUUAUGGGAAGGUGGAGUACGUGGUGCAGCAUUCGUGUGGAGUCCAUUGAUACAAGAAACACCACGUGUUUCAAAUGAUCUAUUCCAUAUUUCGGAUUGGUUACCAACAUUGGUGACAGCCGCUGGAGGUGAUAUCAAUAAUAUUGAUCCUGAUUGUGAUGGCAUUGAUCAAUGGUCAUCGCUUGUAUAUAAUUUCCCUACACCUCGAAGCGAAAUUCUAUUAAAUAUUGACGAGAAGUAUCGUACUGCUGCUAUUCGAUAUAAUAAUUGGAAAUUAGUUAUAGGUUCCAUACCUGAUCAUCCCGAAUACGAUGGUUAUUUUGGUGAAAGUGGCAAAAAAAAUUUACGAAAAGUUCCAUACAAUACAACACAAAUAGCACAAAGUCCUGCGGCGAUAGCCAUUGAAGGAACUGGAAUUAUUAUAACACCUGAAUCUGAAUAUAAAAGUUUACGUGAACAAGCAACAUUAUUAUGUUUAACGGAUAACCAAGAUAAACUUACAUCAGCGUGUAAACCUGAAAUCCCAGGUACAAACUGUUUAUACGACAUUUCAAGUGACCCGUGUGAAGAACAUGACUUAUCUCAACUAUUCCCAUAUGUAGUACGGCGAUUAAAGAAGAGUUUAGUCGAUUAUCGUGCAGGCUUAAUACCACAAAAAAACGCACCAUCAGAUCCUGCAGCAAUCGCUGAUAAUUUUGGAUAUGUAUGGACGCCAUGGUUAGAUUCAUCAUCCUCAGCCAGUAGACCAAAGAGUCAAAAUUCAACAUGCCCAAUGGGAACAUGUGAUAUGUGAAAUUAAUGUAGAGUAAAUUAUUCAAUAACAUCAAACAGGGUCGAAAUUUAUGUAAUUUUAAAAAAUGAACAAUAAUUAUAAAAGUGUCAAUUAUAAAUGUACUUUUAGCUUAUUUCCUAGGAUGAUAAUUUAUUAAUAAUAUUUAAGAAACACAA
Molecule: messenger RNA, 1983 nt
Organism: Chrysoperla carnea
Lineage: Eukaryota; Metazoa; Arthropoda; Insecta; Neuroptera; Chrysopidae
Product: arylsulfatase B-like
Exons: 8
Coding region: 116-1828 (570 amino acids)
Source: RefSeq, a predicted model, not a curated record